CGCUUACCUGCCGCAGGGAUAGGUUGUGUCGCGCGUCCCCGCGUUCGCGUGAUAACUUUCGUAAAAAAACUAUAAAGUACUUUUUGUUGUUUUUGCGAAAGUGUAACAGUGACCGGUGGUUUCGUGUUGUGGGAUUACAGUUGAUCCGUGAUAAGAUUCUGUGCGUUCUGUGAAUGUUGCAAAACAUCUUAGUGCAGUGAUUAUUUGUCUAGCGGUUUUUGUUAAACGAUAGGAUUUUUUAUCUUUUACGUGGCUGAUUAGAUUUGGAUAAAAGCGAUAAUCAAGGUAGCCCGUAUUGGUGUAGUGAUAAAACAGUGUGAGUGAUAGUGAGAUGUCCAAUGAAACACCACUUUAGUGCGUAAUGGAUCCGCAGCGGCGCUGCUAUCGCGGCUCGUGACGUUCGAAACGCAAGAUGGCGGACACUCCCGCCACUUCGAUAAUCGAAGGAACUGUCAAGUUUCGCGACGGGAAAAAGUGGAAGUCGCGAUGGUGUGUGAUGCGAAAGUUGUCACCAGUUGCAGAUUGCGUGCACCUGCAGCUAUAUAAAGACCUGAAAGAACGGCAGAAGAACGGACAAACGAAGGCCUCGCUUUCCCUCCAGCAGUACCUGGGCUUUGAGUCCGGGUUCACGUUAGAUAAGGAGUCGAAUACGCUCGCAAUUUUAUGCGAAGACGUGGUACCUGUGCUGGCCUUCGAUACCAGGGAGAUUUUGAUACAAUGGAGGGUUAAGGUGCAACACAACCUCGGCAGUAGCAAGGAGUUCGCAGCCGUUCUGAUAUCCGCCCCAAGCCCGUCGGGGGCGAAGCCCGGCCCGGUGCGGCUGCACGCGUGCGGCCCGCGACUCGCACUCUGCGCCUGCAGGCCCCCGGAGGUGCUGGCGCUUUGGGACGUCAAGUUGUUGAGACGUUUCGGCGUAGUGGACAAACGUUUCUGCGUAGAGGGCGGCUCGCGCUGCGGCAAGGGCGAAGGCCUGUUCGUGUUCGCCGCGGAGGCCGGGCGGGAGCUGUCCGACCUCCUCAACGCAUACAGCCACGAGGCGCAGUCCCGCCUGAGUGUUGCAUCUAGAAGUGGAUCAGAAAAGCGUUUCUCAGACACCAGCUCGUGUCUGGACGACUGCUUCCACCAGUCGAUGCGGUCCGUCUCCCCCGCGUGGGCGGCGCCCGCGAGCCAGACCAUGCACUGUCUGUCGGACCUCGACUCCAGCCUGGACAGCGAGGACAAGUUCCGCCGGCCCACGUCGCUGCCGAGGUGCUCCAGCUGUAUAGGCAAGAUCAGCCAUUUGACGAGAUCAUCAACAAUGAACACACCCGGCUCACUAAUGUCCCCCGUGUGGACGAUGGAGAAUAUUCUAGAAAAGCGCUCCGAUUCCGAUCGAGCGUCGAUCUACUCGCGCUCCAGUGGCAGCGCUUCUGAGUACUCGGUACCGCGCGGCGGCUGCCUCUUAGACAAGAGCUUCGACUCCAAACGAGCGAGCCCAGUGGCUUGCUGCACACCAACUAUUCCAGUGAAAACUGGCAACACUUGCCAAUGCUGGCAGCAGCCGAAGCCGUGCUGCUGCAGGAAGAAGUCGUUCAAUGGACCGUACGAGAACUAUGAUGUGCCAAAGACCCCGAUGCCUUUAAUACAGGAACAUCCAGCAGACGUCCACGUAGACGCAGCAAGUCUAUACGAUACACCAAAGAAACUAAAAUGUCUGAUCGGUCAACCGUGCGGUUGCAACCACAACGAAACCAAAAACGACGACAACCAAAACAACAUCGAAAGCACAUGUGAUAAUAGCGUUAAUGAAAAUUCGAACUACGUGAACGUAGCACCCGCGCCCAACAAGCCGCAAAUCGACCUUUCCAAUUACGCAAACAUCGACAGAGCUACCUUGGAAGAAUUCGAGAGCUCCCUGCGGAUACUGAGAAGCGCCGGCUUCAGUCAGGAAGAAUUAGAUGCGCUAGAAGACAUUCCGGAACACGACGAUGACAUAUCCACGGCAACGAACAACACGGUCCACCAGACUGACUGUUGCAACGACCAUCUCAACUACAUCCACAUGGAGCCAGAGAACAGCUGUUCGAGCAACAGUAAGAACUGUUCAGACAAUGUCAGCAGAAUCAGCCACGUGUCAGACCCGACGCACUCAGAAACAGACACAACAAUCAGCACCCGCAGAUCUAGUUCAGCGGACUUCACGAAGCGACAGGACGAUGACUUCCUCAACCCGAGGGUAUGUUUCACGCCGACAGUCAUCAGGCGGACUUGCAAAACGGACUGUAUCAAUGAAGGCGUUCCGACGAAAAAUCCAGAAAAGGAAUUCAAAGUUCCCGAGCCGAAAACUGAGAAUAUCCUAGUGGCCCGUUUCCGGGAUGCGGUCAAGAUACGUCGCUCGUCAAGCGUUCCCAGUAAAUCGGAUAAAAAUAGAGAUUCGUCCAGUUCGAACGACUCCGGGGUGUCGACGGGGUCUUUGAAGCACCACAAGGGCGAUUUCAACGAGUUCGAGACGCCCGUAACUAAUUCGAAAGCGGCCAAGAAGCACUCCAAAAAGCCGUUUAGGAUAUCCUUGACUCCCGUGCACACGCCUUUCGCGAAUUCAGGCUCGACGGACCCUUUGAAGAAUCUGACUUUCCAGUUCGAGGAAGUCGCCACGCUGGCGAAGUCUAACUCGUGCGAUGUGGACACCUUGACUAGGAGGAAAAAGCGUAAUGGCGACGCAGACAGCACAGCGCGGCACAGCAACGUGACGAGCCACACGUCGAGCGGCGCGUCCGACACGUCCGACUACAUGGAGUCGCUCUCCGUGUCGUCCUACUCGUCGUGCGACGCGCCCGACCGGCACGUCGCGCGCCCGCGCUCCGGCAAGGAGUACGCCAGCAUCGACAGGGCGCACCUCAUCUGCGACAUCACCAAUUAAUAAAUCCGAGUCGAAUAAAAAUAUGAGAUGUUUUCGUCUUUCUUUUUGUGUCUGAAUUUUUAAAUAAAACGUAAUCAUAAAUAAACGUCUGACAAUUCUGCGUUUGCAAUCUUGUUUUAAUAUUCAUUCUUACUGAAUAACAAAAAUAAUCGCAUGAAAUAUUAUCAUGCGAAGCGUCGCCACGUCCGGCCAGGAGUACGCGAGCGUAGAAAGACUUACCUUAUAUGCAUUUCAAAUAAAAAAUCAAAAUGUUUGAAAAUUGAAUCUACAAUUUUUUUGUUGUAUAAAUCAUGGUUUAUGAAAAUUUAAAUCAAAAUUUUCGUGUUAAUUGAUAACAAAUUGCACGCAAAAAGAUCAAAUAUAAAAUUUUAAACAAAAUGGUUAUAUUGGGAAAUUGAGAUUUAAUCAGACGUUACUUCUUAAAACACGUUCUCAGAGACAGAGCGUAUGGAGCUAAUUUUAAAAUAUUUUACGGCUUUGUCCCAUUUCUUCUGUCGUGACGAUUAUCCUCACAAAUGAGUGAUUUGUUUCAGGGCUGGUCCUACUACAAUGAAACUAAAUUAAUAAACGAAUAAUUAGUAGGACGUGUAUAUUAAAUGAAAACGAAACGUGAAUUUGAAUUAAAUUAAUCGUAAUAAACAUACAUGUUUGUAUGUGACAUAUCUACAAGAAAAUCUUAUACUAUGUGUAUAGCAUGAGGAUGUUCUCGAAAAUUCGAAAAUGGUCUUAGCUUUUAAAUUCAACGGAGGAUAAGGGUUUUAGACUAAUGUUAUCUAUGCUUUUAAACAUAUAUUACAACGAUUAGGCACGAUAUUUUAUUAUUUGCGUUAUUAACCGACGUUCCCGAAAAUAAAGGAGGAUUUCAAUUCCACUGUAGUUGUUUUUUUCACAAGUCCUGGAGCUAUCAACAUAUUAACGUUAUUAUUUUUAUGUUUGAUGGUUUUGAAAUUUUUUUUGUGCUACAGCCCUCCCCAGAAACGUCGGUGAUCGUUUUACAUAGAAAAUAUUUUUUAUUUGUACAAAAUAUGUACUUAAAUGACAGAUUUUUUUGUAAACAAACAACGCUUCAUGCCUUACAUCUUGUAGUCCAAAUAUAUUUUAGGUUAAUCAUUAUUUUAUAUGUUUAAGUUACCUGAUAAAAUGUAAUCAAAUAUAAAACAUAUAUUUUUAUAUUUUAUAACAUUAUUCAACUUAUAACAAUUACUUGUGUAUCACUGUAAAUAAGUUUUAGGAUAAGUCGUAUAAAUGUACUUAUUUUAAUAAUCGUACUAACAACAUUUAGAUGCAUUGUUCCUAUGUACAUAGUAUAUCGAAAAUAGCUGUAGUUCAGACGAUUUUUAGUUUUCUGUAGGGUGCCAAAAAUCUUAGCAUUAAUAUUACCCUGUAUAUUAUAAUAUGUAUAGCAAUAAAUGUAAAUCUACUUUCAUUUACUUCACAUAUACUUUGGCAAAAUAACAAUUGUAAAUUGUUGAAAAGCAUUUUUGUCAAGCUUAAUUAAGUAUUCGUUUAAUUUUUUUUAAGAUUCAACAUACUUUUAAGUGGUUGAAAUGAGGUACUGAAUUUAUUUGUGCCUUGUAAUAUUUGUUGAGUGUCUUUCCUUUAAAUGCUUAUGUUACCUUCGUAAAUCACUUAAUCAACUUAAUGUACUUAUAAAAUGCCGAUAAUUAGGGUGAGUGUAAAAUAAAACUAUAGUUUUAUAUAUUUAUUAUUAUCUAGACUGUGGCAACGCGUUUCAUUUAUUCAUAAAGUAAAUGAAAGGUUGCCAAACAUGGCCUGUACGAAAUCGGAAAGCAAUAGAAUAAAUUAAAAUAAUAUAUUUGGAUACAUUUUAAACUGACGUGUUUGUAUAUUGAUAUCCAGAUAGCAUUUUUAUACGUGACACAAACAUAGCUUAAAUAAUACUGCCAGUUUUCAGAAAUGUUUUAAUGUUAUCAGUUUAUAUUGAGAAAUGACAUUGUACUUUCUAAAAUGCAUUGGAUUGUCCGUCCGGAAUAAUAUAUUUGAUUGGCUUUUACACAAAAAUUCAUGUAACACAGUACAAUUUUGUUUCGCAAAUUUUUGCAUUUGAAGUUUGAACGAUUUAUGUCUAGUCAUUUGGAAUAUGGCGGCUCUUAAAAUAUGAAAAUACAAAGAAUUUAUAAAAAAUGGACAAAAUGUAAGAUUUUAUAAACGAAUGAUCAGGUUUGUUCAUUUAAUAAUCAUUAUUUUUGGAAUUAGCUCUUAGAUUUUAUUAGUGUCUUGCUUGAAAGAAAUCUAAAACUGAUCGAAGUGUUUUUAUUAAAAUAUGCCGCCAUAUAUAUGGUUUCGGUAUUCACAUGGUUUGGUGUCUAACAUAAGGUUUGAUUAUAAUAUUAUUUUCGUUAAACGUUUACGUUGCUACUGUAUUAAAGUUUGUAGUGUAUACGCAACAGAAAUAUAGUGCAUUUCAUGAA
Messenger RNA from Zerene cesonia (dogface butterfly), 5331 nucleotides. RefSeq lists its product as uncharacterized. NCBI's taxonomy places the organism in Eukaryota, Metazoa, Arthropoda, Insecta, Lepidoptera, Pieridae. Gene Ontology annotation, molecular function: protein kinase binding. The record is from RefSeq and is a predicted model, not a curated record. Bases 413 to 2899 code for a protein of 828 amino acids. The transcript is spliced from 10 exons. Gene Ontology annotation, biological process: neuromuscular junction development; positive regulation of protein tyrosine kinase activity.